AUGCAGCCCAAUGCUGAGUCUGACUAUGCCACGCGUGACGGCCCUUCAAGCAACAGCUCCUUCUACAGUAGUGAAGGUGAGGGGACAGAUCACGAAGGGGACAUUUUGGAUUGCAGUGGCUCCAGGCCUUUGCUGCUGGAUUCGGAAGAGGAGGAGGAAAGCUGCAGGCCGGGUGUGGGCUUCCUGCAGGCCGGGCCCAGGGAGAGGAGGGACAUUUCCAGGGAGCAGCAUCCCCACACGCAGGCUGUAGAGACGCCGUUCCCUGUCUUCCAGUCGCAGUCUGGGGAGGUUUUUAAUGAACCCGAUGUCUUUGCCACGGCUCCUUUCCGCAGCUCCAGGAAAGCACCCGAUGAGGCAGAUGUUUUCACCAAAGCUCCUUUCAUCUCUAAGGGCAGUGUGGCUCUUCGACACCCAGAGGAAGUGGAUGUGUUCCUUAGAGCCCCUUUCACCAAAAAAAAGAGCAUGGAGGAGCUGUUGUCUCACAGUGUGCCCAAGGAACCGCUCAUGUUUCUCAGCCCAGCAGCUGAUGUCCAGCACAGAACCACCCCUGCCUUCCAAAGCCUGGAUGCGGUGGUUUCCGGGCCAUCGGCCAGACUGCAGUAUCCUUCAGGCUUUGCUUUGCUGACUAACCUUCCUCCUCCUGUGAGAGCAACAGAGGAGCACAGCCCUCCUCCAGGCAUGCAGCCGGAGCCUGGUGAGCGCAGCCCAGCCCAACCCAGCCCUCAGGAAUGCAUGCUGGGACCGGCAGCGAACAGUCGGCCUUUCCGUCCGCAGGCCUUGUCCAAGUACUCCCGUCACUACAGCCCAGAAGAUGGGCCUGGUCUCGACGUCCAACCCAUCGCUGCUUACAAAGUGGUUUCUCAGACCAACAGGCAGGCCAUAGCGGGCUCUGUCUCCCUUGCCCCACUGGCUGCCAGGACUACGGAGCUGCCCGCAGCUGAUCCUUUUGCUUCAGCACCAUUUCCUUCCAAAGCAGCAAAGCAAAAGCCUUAA
Phasianus colchicus (ring-necked pheasant) is the source of this 993-nucleotide messenger RNA. The record is from RefSeq and is a predicted model, not a curated record. NCBI's taxonomy places the organism in Eukaryota, Metazoa, Chordata, Aves, Galliformes, Phasianidae.